AUGGCGGAGCAGGAGGAGGAAAAGCAAAGACACAUGGCUAACGAGAGCGGACGGCAGCAGGCUGGGGAGUUCCUGGUAUGGUACCUGAAAGAGGCUGGGGAGUUCCUGGUAUGCAAAGAGGCUGGGGAGUUCCUGGUAUGCUACCUGAAAGAGGCUGGGGAGUUCCUGGUAUGCUACCUGAAAGAGGCUGGGGAGUUCCUGGUAUGCUACCUGAAAGAGGCUGGGGAGUUCCUGGUAUGGUACCUGAAAGAGGCUGGGGAGUUCCUGGUAUGCUACCUGAAAGAGGCUGGGGAGUUCCUGGUAUGCAAAGAGGCUGGGGAGUUCCUGGUAUGCUACCUGAAAGAGGCUGGGGAGUUCCUGGUAUGGUACCUGAAAGAGGCUGGGGAGUUCCUGGUAUGCAAAGAGGCUGGGGAGUUCCUGGUAUGCUACCUGAAAGAGGCUGGGGAGUUCCUGGUAUGCUACCUGAAAGAGGCUGGGGAGUUCCUGGUAUGCUACCUGAAAGAGGCUGGGGAGUUCCUGGUAUGGUACCUGAAAGAGGCUGGGGAGUUCCUGGUAUGCUACCUGAAAGAGGCUGGGGAGUUCCUGGUAUGGUACCUGAAAGAGGCUGGGGAGUUCCUGGUAUGGUACCUGAAAGAGGCUGGGGAGUUCCUGGUAUGCUACCUGAAAGAGGCUGGGGAGUUCCUGGUAUGCUACCUGAAAGAGGCUGGGGAGUUCCUGGUAUGGUACCUGAAAGAGGCUGGGGAGUUCCUGGUAUGGUACCUGAAAGAGGCUGGGGAGUUCCUGGUAUGCUACAUGAAAGAGGCUGGGGAGUUCCUGGUAUGGUACCUGAAAGAGGCUGGGGAGUUCCUGGUAUGGUACCUGAAAGAGGCUGGGGAGUUCCUGGUAUGCUACCUGAAAGAGGCUGGGGAGUUCCUGGUACGCUACCUGAAAGAGGCUGGGGAGUUCCUGGUAUGCUACCUGAAAGAGGCUGGGGAGUUCCUGGUAUGCUACCUGAAAGAGGCUGGGGAGUUCCUGGUAUGGUACCUGAAAGAGGCUGGGGAGUUCCUGGUAUGCUACAUGAAAGAGGCUGGGGAGUUCCUGGUAUGGUACCUGAAAGAGGCUGGGGAGUUCCUGGUAUGCUACCUGAAAGAGGCUGGGGAGUUCCUGGUAUGCAAAGAGGCUGGGGAGUUCCUGGUAUGCUACCUGAAAGAGGCUGGGGAGUUCCUGGUAUGCUACCUGAAAGAGGCUGGGGAGUUCCUGGUAUGCUACCUGAAAGAGGCUGGGGAGUUCCUGGUAUGCAACCUGAAAGAGGCUGGGGAGUUCCUGGUAUGCUACCUGAAAGAGGCUGGGGAGUUCCUGGUAUGGUACCUGAAAGAGGCUGGGGAGUUCCUGGUAUGCUACCUGAAAGAGGCUGGGGAGUUCCUGGUAUGCUACCUGAAAGAGGCUGGGGAGUUCCUGGUAUGCUACCUGAAAGAGGCUGGGGAGUUCCUGGUAUGGUACCUGAAAGAGGCUGGGGAGUUCCUGGUAUGCUACCUGAAAGAGGCUGGGGAGUUCCUGGUAUGCUACCUGAAAGAGGCUGGGGAGUUCCUGGUAUGGUACCUGAAAGAGGCUGGGGAGUUCCUGGUAUGGUACCUGAAAGAGGCUGGGGAGUUCCUGGUAUGCUACAUGAAAGAGGCUGGGGAGUUCCUGGUAUGGUACCUGAAAGAGGCUGGGGAGUUCCUGGUAUGGUACCUGAAAGAGGCUGGGGAGUUCCUGGUAUGCUACCUGAAAGAGGCUGGGGAGUUCCUGGUACGCUACCUGAAAGAGGCUGGGGAGUUCCUGGUAUGGUACCUGAAAGAGGCUGGGGAGUUCCUGGUAUGCAAAGAGGCUGGGGAGUUCCUGGUAUGCUACCUGAAAGAGGCUGGGGAGUUCCUGGUAUGCUACCUGAAAGAAGAGGCUGGGGAGUUCCUGGUAUGGUACCUGAAAGAGGCUGGGGAGUUCCUGGUAUGCUACAUGAAAGAGGCUGGGGAGUUCCUGGUAUGGUACCUGAAAGAGGCUGGGGAGUUCCUGGUAUGCUACCUGAAAGAGGCUGGGGAGUUCCUGGUAUGCUACCUGAAAGAGGCUGGGGAGUUCCUGGUAUGCAACCUGAAAGAGGCUGGGGAGUUCCUGGUAUGCUACCUGAAAGAGGCUGGGGAGUUCCUGGUAUGGUACCUGAAAGAGGCUGGGGAGUUCCUGGUAUGCUACCUGAAAGAGGCUGGGGAGUUCCUGGUAUGCUACCUGAAAGAGGCUGGGGAGUUCCUGGUAUGCAAAGAGGCUGGGGAGUUCCUGGUAUGCUACCUGAAAGAGGCUGGGGAGUUCCUGGUAUGCUACCUGAAAGAGGCUGGGGAGUUCCUGGUAUGCAACCUGAAAGAGGCUGGGGAGUUCCUGGUAUGCUACCUGAAAGAGGCUGGGGAGUUCCUGGUAUGGUACCUGAAAGAGGCUGGGGAGUUCCUGGUAUGCUACCUGAAAGAGGCUGGGGAGUUCCUGGUAUGCUACCUGAAAGAGGCUGGGGAGUUCCUGGUAUGCAAAGAGGCUGGGGAGUUCCUGGUAUGGUACCUGAAAGAGGCUGGGGAGUUCCUAGUAUGGUACCUGAAAGAGGCUGGGGAGUUCCUGGUAUGCUACCUGAAAGAGGCUGGGGAGUUCCUGGUAUGCUACCUGAAAGAGGCUGGGGAGUUCCUGGUAUGCAAAGAGGCUGGGGAGUUCCUGGUAUGCUACCUGAAAGAGGCUGGGGAGUUCCUGGUAUGCUACCUGAAAGAGGCUGGGGAGUUCCUGGUAUGCAAAGAGGCUGGGGAGUUCCUGGUAUGCAACCUGAAAGAGGCUGGGGAGUUCCUGGUAUGCUACCUGAAAGAGGCUGGGGAGUUCCUGGUAUGCUACCUGAAAGAGGCUGGGGAGUUCCUGGUAUGGUACCUGAAAGAGGCUGGGGAGUUCCUGGUAUGCUACCUGAAAGAGGCUGGGGAGUUCCUGGUAUGCUACCUGAAAGAGGCUGGGGAGUUCCUGGUAUGCAACCUGAAAGAGGCUGGGGAGUUCCUGGUAUGCUACCUGAAAGAGGCUGGGGAGUUCCUGGUAUGCUACCUGAAAGAGGCUGGGGAGUUCCUGGUAUGCUACCUGAAAGAGGCUGGGGAGUUCCUGGUAUGCAACCUGAAAGAGGCUGGGGAGUUCCUGGUAUGCUACCUGAAAGAGGCUGGGGAGUUCCUGGUAUGCUACCUGAAAGAGGCUGGGGAGUUCCUGGUAUGCUACCUGAAAAAGGCUGGGGAGUUCCUGGUAUGCAAAGAGGCUGGGGAGUUCCUGGUAUGCUACCUGAAAGAGGCUGGGGAGUUCCUGGUAUGCUACCUGAAAGAGGCUGGGGAGUUCCUGGUAUGGUACCUGAAAGAGGCUGGGGAGUUCCUGGUAUGCUACCUGAAAGAGGCUGGGGAGUUCCUGGUAUGCUACCUGAAAGAGGCUGGGGAGUUCCUGGUAUGGUACCUCAAAGAGGCUGGGGAGUUCCUGGUAUGCUACCUGAAAGAGGCUGGGGAGUUCCUGGUAUGCUACCUGAAAGAGGCUGGGGAGUUCCUGGUAUGGUACCUGAAAGAGGCUGGGGAGUUCCUGGUAUGCUACCUGAAAGAGGCUGGUGAGUUCCUGGUAUGGUACCUGAAAGAGGCUGGGGAGUUCCUGGUAUGGUACCUGAAAGAGGCUGGGGAGUUCCUGGUAUGCUACCUGAAAGAGGCUGGGGAGUUCCUGGUAUGCUACCUGAAAGAGGCUGGGGAGUUCCUGGUAUGCAAAGAGGCUGGGGAGUUCCUGGUAUGCAACCUGAAAGAGGCUGGGGAGUUCCUGGUAUGCUACCUGAAAGAGGCUGGGGAGUUCCUGGUAUGCUACCUGAAAGAGGCUGGGGAGUUCCUGGUAUGGUACCUGAAAGAGGCUGGGGAGUUCCUGGUAUGCUACCUGAAAGAGGCUGGGGAGUUCCUGGUAUGCUACCUGAAAGAGGCUGGGGAGUUCCUGGUAUGCAACCUGAAAGAGGCUGGGGAGUUCCUGGUAUGCUACCUGAAAGAGGCUGGGGAGUUCCUGGUAUGCUACCUGAAAGAGGCUGGGGAGUUCCUGGUAUGCUACCUGAAAGAGGCUGGGGAGUUCCUGGUAUGCAACCUGAAAGAGGCUGGGGAGUUCCUGGUAUGCUACCUGAAAGAGGCUGGGGAGUUCCUGGUAUGCUACCUGAAAGAGGCUGGGGAGUUCCUGGUAUGCUACCUGAAAAAGGCUGGGGAGUUCCUGGUAUGCAAAGAGGCUGGGGAGUUCCUGGUAUGCUACCUGAAAGAGGCUGGGGAGUUCCUGGUAUGCUACCUGAAAGAGGCUGGGGAGUUCCUGGUAUGGUACCUGAAAGAGGCUGGGGAGUUCCUGGUAUGCUACCUGAAAGAGGCUGGGGAGUUCCUGGUAUGCUACCUGAAAGAGGCUGGGGAGUUCCUGGUAUGGUACCUCAAAGAGGCUGGGGAGUUCCUGGUAUGCUACCUGAAAGAGGCUGGGGAGUUCCUGGUAUGCUACCUGAAAGAGGCUGGGGAGUUCCUGGUAUGGUACCUGAAAGAGGCUGGGGAGUUCCUGGUAUGCUACCUGAAAGAGGCUGGUGAGUUCCUGGUAUGGUACCUGAAAGAGGCUGGGGAGUUCCUGGUAUGGUACCUGAAAGAGGCUGGGGAGUUCCUGGUAUGCUACCUGAAAGAGGCUGGGGAGUUCCUGGUAUGCUACCUGAAAGAGGCUGGGGAGUUCCUGGUAUGCUACCUGAAAGAGGCUGGGGAGUUCCUGGUAUGCUACCUGAAAGAGGCUGGGGAGUUCCUGGUAUGCUACCUGAAAGAGGCUGGGGAGUUCCUGGUAUGCUACCUGAAAGAGGCUGUGGAGUUCCUGGUAUGGUACCUGAAAGAGGCUGGGGAGUUCCUGGUAUGCUACCUGAAAGAGGCUGGGGAGUUCCUGGUAUGCUACCUGAAAGAGGCUGGGGAGUUCCUGGUAUGCUACCUGAAAGAGGCUGGGGAGUUCCUGGUAUGGUACCUGAAAGAGGCUGUGGAGUUCCUGGUAUGCAACCUGAAAGAGGCUGGUGAGUUCCUGGUAUGCUACCUGAAAGAGGCUGGGGAGUUCCUGGUAUGCUACCUGAAAGAGGCUGGGGAGUUCCUGGUAUGGUACCUGAAAGAGGCUGUGGAGUUCCUGGUAUGCAACCUGAAAGAGGCUGCAAAGAGGACUGAAGGCGACGUCCAAAUGCCAGGCUCGGGGCUAACGGCGCACAGCCAGACUCCUCAAAUCAGAAAGGUUAAGUAUGGAAAGGACAAAACCAGGGACUGCAGACAGAGAGAUAAUGAGGCCUACUACAAAGCAAAUGUGACAAAGCCACACAGACAAGGAGGAUAG
Molecule: messenger RNA, 5352 nt
Organism: Knipowitschia caucasica
Lineage: Eukaryota; Metazoa; Chordata; Actinopteri; Gobiiformes; Gobiidae
Source: the annotation of a GenBank genome assembly